This is a messenger RNA of Peronospora farinosa, 1164 nucleotides long. NCBI's taxonomy places the organism in Eukaryota, Oomycota, Peronosporomycetes, Peronosporales, Peronosporaceae. The record is from the annotation of a GenBank genome assembly.
AUGACUGACUACAAGGAGAGUGGGGCGUAUAUGAUUUACACAAGUGGGACAACUGGUCGUCGAAAAGGAGUGGUGACUACACAUGCUGCUCUUAUAGCACAAAUCAGUGACUUGGUGACAGCAUGGCAAAUGUCAAACAAUGACCAUCUACUCCACUUUUUACCGUUGCAUCAUGUACACGGUAUUCUAAACAACUUGCUCUGUGUCAUGUACGUUGGUGGAUCUAUCGAAUUUUUGCCAUUUGCAAAGCCAUCACUCAUUUGGUCCAAGCUUAGGAAGGCUGUGAAUACGACGCGCCCAGUUUCGAUGCUUAUGGCGGUACCUACAAUAUACAUGCAGCUGCUUGAAGAGAUGGAGAAGCAAUUACAGAAUAACCAAGAGACUCAAGAUGCACUGACAGGUGCACGCGGAUUGCGUGUGGCUAUUAGCGGAUCGAUGGCAUGUCCACUGUCAAUUUUGAACCGCUGGGAGAGGUUGACGGGGCAGCGCCUUCUUGAACGCUACGGUAUGACUGAAUUGGGAAUGGUUCUCACAAACCCGCUGCACGGUGACCGCCACCUUGGGUAUGUAGGAAACACCUUCCCGAGUGUAUCCGUACGCAUGGUGAACCCUGACACAGAGAUUGAGCUACCGUAUAAAGAGGAGAAGGAGGGCGAGCUUCGCGUCAAAGGUCCAUCCGUUUUUCGCGAGUAUUGGAAGAAGCCUGAGGCCACCGCGCAGGCUUUUGAUUCUGACGGGUGGUUCAAGACCGGUGAUAUUGUCCAAUACAACAAUGAGCUCAAAAGCUUUCGCAUUCGUGGGCGGGCGAGUGCUGACAUCCUCAAAACCGCAGGUUACAAAGUAUCUGCUCUGGACGUCGAGCGUGUGCUGUUGACUCAUCCACAGGUCCUCGAGUGCGCUGUCUUUGGGUUACCUGAUGAAACAUGGGGGCAGAUUGUAGCAGCUAUAAUUUGCUCGGGGAUCGAAGGUGAAAAGAUUACUCCAGAGGCUUUGUCUCCGCCUCUUGUGGAAUUUGUAAAAGAGCACCUCGCGAGCUACCGCGUGCCGCGCAAGUACUUUUUCGUCCAUGAAAUUCCUAAAAAUGCAAUGGGAAAGGUGAACAAGAAAGCGCUAGCUAAGGCCUACUCGGAAAGGCUUGACUUGGCUGCUAGCCUGAGUUGCUAA